AUGGAUCAACAUACAUCGCAGGCGGCUCCAACAUUUCAGCCGGUAUCACAGCCGUCUCGAUCAGUUUACUCAACAUCUCAUCCAGCUCCGAUGGAUCAGGUCAAAUCACAGUCGGCGCCAGCAGUUUACUCUACAUCACAGCCAUCUCGGUCAGUUCACUCAGCAUCACAUUCGGCUCCAACAAAUCAGGAGUCAUCACAACCAGCUCCAACAGUUCAGACCGCAUCUAGAAAGCAUUUUGGGAGCCAUUGGACUGUAAAAGCAAUAGCUUCAUCUGAUCUCUUUUCUUAUACAAAUUCAAAAGAAAAUGUCAAAAAACUCAAAGUCAAAGUCAAAGAAGUGCUAAAUUUAACGUGUGAAGAACGUAUUAUGGUUGAUUUUGAUUACCUGGAUAAACCAUUUGGAGAUGCACGAGGCCUACUUUCAGGAUUUUAUGGAGUUUUAGUGUAUGAUUGCACUUUAUUUCCAAUCCACUGUGAGAAAUGGUCGAGUUUACCUAUGCCAUACUUCAACCGCGUCUUCGAUGAAAUUAUAAAGCCCAAGUUCUUCUUUAAGACAACCGAGUCAGUUGCGCGGCAAUAUGUUUAUAUGUCUAUUGGAAAGAAGUGGGCUGUAAAUAAGCUUAACUUGUGGAGUGCAUCUGAAGACCCACUUAAAAGUAGAGCUGAGAUUAUUAAUAAUGUGUCGGAUAGAAUUCUGCGGGAUCAAUGGAUUUCUUUUGUUGAUUACUAA
Messenger RNA from Nicotiana tabacum (common tobacco), 732 nucleotides. The record is from RefSeq and is a predicted model, not a curated record. Lineage: Eukaryota; Viridiplantae; Streptophyta; Magnoliopsida; Solanales; Solanaceae.